Messenger RNA from Plasmodium fragile, 765 nucleotides. RefSeq lists its product as uncharacterized. Gene Ontology annotation, molecular function: tubulin binding. Bases 1 to 765 code for a protein of 254 amino acids. The transcript has a single exon. Lineage: Eukaryota; Apicomplexa; Aconoidasida; Haemosporida; Plasmodiidae. The record is from RefSeq and is a predicted model, not a curated record. Gene Ontology annotation, biological process: microtubule polymerization; intracellular signal transduction.
AUGGAUUGUACGAACGUAUAUGCGGGUGGGUUGAGCGACAGUCCCCUCUUUGGCACUGAUGGCGACUUACAGCCUGUUAAGAAGCACUUCUCCUGCUUCACCGAAAAUGCAAAAAUGAAUUUCCCCCUGAAGCUAGACACUCCCAAGGGGAAGCACAAAAGAAGACACGAAAACGUGUUUGACCGACUCACGGAUGCGAACUUUUACACAGGAAUGCACAAGCACAAAUUUGACACGUUAAGGAGCAGGGGUGCCGCGAAAGGGACUUCGCAGCAUUUUAACCUCAACCACCUACUAACGCGGGGAGCUGACCCAACCGAACAACACCCACGGACCAUCUGUGAGCAGGGGACGACGAAGAAGACGACAACGUCAUGGACGAUGGAGCGGAAAAAGUGCAGACGGUGCGUAGUUACUCCAGGGACGCUGGGGAUGCAAAAGUAUGGAAUACAAAUUGCACGACCCAAAAACAUCUGGCUGUUCCGCAACGGAGAUGAACAUCACAAUGGGCUCCUCUUCCUACUCAAGCCACACAUACACAAUUGGAAAUCGCUGCUGACCGAAAUUAACAAAGUACUUGGCCCCACCAUUGGGCCUGUUAGAAUAAUCUACAACGCAAACUUCCGCCAGGUGCAAACCGUCGAGGGCUUGAACGAUGGAGAAAAAUACCUCUGUACAUCUGGGGAGCCUCCAGCGCGCCUGGACAGGCUCACUCGCUUCCUCAGUCCCUGGGUGAUGCACGACAAUGACCCCCAUGCGGGGUAG